UAACCUCAAGAUACAAGCACUCCAGGUCAAAUAUAUUAUAUAUUUACAUAUAUAACUAAAUCCUCUUCACUUCCAUCUUAUCUCUACUGAUCAUCUGUAACUAUGGAGCUUGUCCUCAUGGCCAUAUACAUGCUAAUAUUCUUCCACAUUAUUUUCUACCUCUGCAAAUCACUAAUUCAAAAACGAAACCGAUCUUGCUACUUACUUCACUAUGAAUGCUUCAAAGCUGCCGAUGACCGAAAGCUCGGCAUUGAAGAAAACGCGAAAAUCAUCCUCCGUAACAAGAACCUGGGUCUUGAGGAAUACAAAUUUGUCCUCAAAACCUUCGGUAGAUCCGGUAUGGGACAAGAAACUUACGGCCCGAGAAGUGUUAUAGAUGGCCGAGAAGAAAACCCUACCUUGAUUGAUGCACUUUCCGACGUCGACGAAUCCAUUUUCACUGUCCUCGAUAAUCUCUUUGCCAAAACCGGGGUUUCUCCGUCAGAAAUCGACAUCCUCGUCGUUAAUUUAUCGUUAUUUUCUCCAGCUCCGUCCAUUACUUCCCGAGUCGUUAACCGUUAUAAGAUGAGGGAUGAUGUUAAAACUUUUAACCUAUCCGGUAUGGGAUGUAGCGCGAGUGUUAUAGCAAUCGAUCUUGUUCAGCAUUUGUUUAACUGUUACAAAAACAAGCUUGCUCUCGUUGUGAGUGCAGAAGCUAUGGUGCCCCACUGGUAUUGUGGGAAUAAAAAAUCGAUGAUGCUCCCGAAUUGUCUUUUCAGAUCAGGUGGGUGCUCCAUGCUUCUGACAAACAACAAUGCCCUGAAACACCGAGCGAUCUUGAAGUUGAAAUUGGCGGUGAGAACCCAUAUGGGUUCUGACGAUGAAGGUUACAGUUGUUGCAUUCAAGAUGCUGAUGAUAAAGGUUAUGAAGGGUUUGUGCUUUCCAAAAGUCUCCCAAGAGUUGGCGCGAAAGCUAUGGCAACGAAUCUCAGAGUGCUUUUACCUAAGGUUCUGCCAUUAACAGAGCUGCUUCGUUACGUUGUAUCAUCUCUUUUAGCAAACAAGAUUUCAGUCCGACGCAGUAGCGGUACGAGUGUUACUCCUGCGAAUGAAUAUCCAGGUGGAGGAGCUCGGUUGAAUCUGAAAACAGGGAUUCACCACUUCUGCAUUCACCCAGGAGGCAAGGCUGUCAUUGAGGGGAUUAGCAAGAGCUUAGGGCUGAGCGAAUACGACGUGGAAGCUUCAAAAAUGGCUCUUCAUCGAUUCGGAAACACAUCAGUUGCAGGGAUCUGGUACGUCUUCGCGUACUUGGAAGCUAAGGAGAGGUUGAAGAAAGGUGACAGAAUCUUAAUGAUUGGGUUAGGAGCGGGGUUUAAGUGCAGCAAUUGUGUGUGGGAGGUGAUGAGGGAGUUGAAGGGUCGUGAGAAUGUGUGGAAAGAUUUCAUAGACAAGUACCCAGAAGCAUCCAUGGUGGAAGAUCCUGUGUUUCAGGAAUAUUAUCAGAAGGUUGUGGUGGAAGAAGAUGCAAACUUCAUUAGAGACGUGAUGCUUAGAUCCAAGUAAGCAAAGGGGUUUUGUUAAUUUUCGUACUGUGUGUUUUAACGAUUUAAUUUGAUCUUGUUUACGAGAAUUUCUAGAAAGAAAAAUUCAAGUAUAGAGAUCCAGCUAGAUCGAUCUCAAAAAA
Carica papaya (papaya) is the source of this 1663-nucleotide messenger RNA. The record is from RefSeq and is a predicted model, not a curated record. NCBI's taxonomy places the organism in Eukaryota, Viridiplantae, Streptophyta, Magnoliopsida, Brassicales, Caricaceae.